Messenger RNA from Mucor velutinosus, 768 nucleotides. RefSeq lists its product as uncharacterized. The transcript is spliced from 3 exons. Lineage: Eukaryota; Fungi; Mucoromycota; Mucoromycetes; Mucorales; Mucoraceae. The record is from RefSeq and is a predicted model, not a curated record. Bases 1 to 768 code for a protein of 255 amino acids.
AUGCCUGACAUCAGCGCUCCAUUUCUGCCUACGAUCAAAUGUACCGGCUGCCAUCUCUAUAUUGACAUUCGAACAUUGGACAAACAUGCUUGUGUUCCCAUCAUUAAAACCAGCUCGACACUGCCCUUGUCCGAAUCCAUUGACAUCCAAGACAAUCAAGCAUUACCGCCUCCCAGCACGCAGAGACGGUCUAGAGAGAGAUCGAAUGCUCUAAACAAUAGUGUCAGACGUAUAUUCCAGAAAAUUAGGGGCAAUGAUCAGCAGUACAAGAGCACAGACAGCAGCAUGCUAUCACCCACUCUAUCCAUGUUCUCGUCCGCAUCAUCGCAUCAAACCAUCCCAACCCCAAGAUCAUCGGAAGACCAUAUCCAGCAGUACCUGUUGAAGCAAGAUACGGAUUCCAUUAUUUCUCGAGAGAGCAACAACAACAGUCUGAUUCGUCUCGAGUCAAGAGAUCGCAAAAAACCAGUUACCGAGACAGCAGUACUCGAACAAUUAGUCACCAGCAUGAACAUCAAAGAUGACCUUUGUCAAGCAUGCUCCAAGUUCAUCACUUUUUGCGAUGAUGAGGCUGUCAAAGACCCUAUUACUCAAUACAGCUAUCACCAGGCAUGCUAUUGUUGCAGUCUUUGUCGAGUGUCAUUAUCCAUCUCUAGCUCAUUCAAAUACCAUGGCAGACUAUAUUGCGUUCGAGAUUACCAAGUGAUGAAAUCAAGGUCAGUCAGGGGCCUAGUCCAUCGUUCUGUGCUGUCAUUCAUUGCAUUGUGA